Gracilinanus agilis (Agile Gracile Mouse Opossum) is the source of this 422-nucleotide messenger RNA. Its product is annotated as synaptojanin-2-like. Gene Ontology annotation, molecular function: nucleic acid binding. The annotation marks the transcript as partial. The record is from RefSeq and is a predicted model, not a curated record. The transcript is spliced from 3 exons. NCBI's taxonomy places the organism in Eukaryota, Metazoa, Chordata, Mammalia, Didelphimorphia, Didelphidae.
GAUCAAUCAAGGGCAAAUGUUGGUGACUUUUGCAGAUAGUCGGUCAGCCCUUAAUGUCUUGGAUGUGGAUGGUAUGAAGGUUAAAGGCAGAGCAGUGAAGAUCAGACCAAAAACAAAGGAUUGGCUGAAAGGUCUUCAAGAAGAAAUUGUACGGAAACGGGACAGCAUCGUGUCCAUGUCACCCACUGCCAACUCCUGUCUCUUAGAAGAGAAUUUUGACUUCUCCAGUUUGGACUACGAAUCAGAAGGAGAUAUUCUUGAUGAGGACGACGACUACUUGAUCGAGGAGCAAAAUCCUACCUUCCUCCCUGACCCAGAAUUGUCAGGGGACGAUUAUUCGGAAGCUUCGGGCUCUUCCACAGCAGGGGCACCUCCAAGCAAGUCUCCCGCCUUAACUAAAAAGAAAUCUCGCCCAUACAAAG